CUUUCUAAAUAUAGAAAGUUUGGAGUGUAGAAUGAGAAUUUUAAAAUGUCAAUAACAAUUCCCUUCUUCUUUUGUCCUAAUCCUCUCGGUUUUAGUCAUAUGUUCAACACUGACAUCUAUAUAUAUUUUUAUCCACGCUUAAAAUUCGACUUCCAUCAGCCUCUUGACCCUUUUGAGUAGAGUCUUUCAACUACACCAUUUAAGCUCGAUUGAUCAGUUUUUGCUGCGGCUGCAUUUCGGGUUCCUCCUGUUGAUCUCUCCGUCUCUUUCUCUCUCUCUCUUGAUUAACCAGUGUUCGUAAUAACAGCUAGCUAGAAAAGCGAAUUGAAGUAGCUGCUUUUAGCUUCUGAGACAGACACUUGAAGAAGGAAGCAAGAUGAAUGCAUUAGUGGCAACGAACAGAAACUUUAAGUUGGCUGCUCGGCUUUUGGGAUUGGACUCCAAGCUUGAGAAAAGUUUACUUAUACCAUUUAGGGAAAUCAAGGUUGAGUGUACCAUACCGAAAGACGAUGGCAGUUUGGCUUCAUUUGUUGGCUUCAGGGUUCAACAUGACAAUGCUAGAGGCCCAAUGAAGGGAGGAAUCAGAUAUCACCCAGAGGUUGAUCCAGAUGAGGUGAAUGCUUUAGCACAGCUGAUGACAUGGAAGACGGCAGUAGCCAACAUUCCAUAUGGGGGUGCCAAAGGGGGCAUAGGAUGUAAUCCAGGGGAGUUGAGUCUUUCCGAACUAGAGCGACUCACCAGAGUUUUCACACAAAAGAUACACGAUCUUAUCGGAAUCCACACCGAUGUUCCAGCACCAGAUAUGGGGACAGGUCCACAGACCAUGGCAUGGAUACUAGACGAGUACUCGAAGUUUCAUGGCUACUCACCUGCAGUAGUGACUGGAAAACCUAUUGACCUUGGUGGAUCACUAGGAAGAGAUGCAGCAACCGGAAGAGGAGUACUUUUUGCGACUGAGGCCUUACUCAAUGAGCAUGGAAAGAGCAUCUCCGGACAACGGUUUGUCAUACAGGGUUUCGGGAACGUAGGCUCGUGGGCCGCCCAGCUAAUCCAUGAGAGUGGUGGCAAAAUAGUUGCAGUGAGUGACAUCACUGGAGCCCUAAAGAACAGCAAAGGAAUUGACAUUCCAAGCCUGGUCAAGCAUGUCAAGGACAACAGGGGAGUCAAGGGCUUCCAUGGUGGGGAUCCAAUAGAACCCUGCUCAAUCUUGGUUGAAGACUGUGACAUUCUCAUUCCAGCAGCCCUCGGAGGUGUCAUCAACAAGGAAAAUGCAAAUGACAUAAGGGCUAAGUUUAUAAUCGAAGCGGCUAAUCAUCCCACUGACCCUGAGGCUGAUGAGAUCCUGUCAAAGAAGGGUGUUGUCAUUCUUCCUGAUAUAUAUGCAAACUCAGGAGGAGUUACUGUUAGUUACUUUGAGUGGGUGCAGAACAUUCAAGGAUUCUUGUGGGAUGAAGAGAAGGUGAACAAUGAGCUCAAGACAUACAUGACCAAAGGCUUCAAAGGUGUGAAGGAGAUGUGCAAAACCCACAACUGCGACCUCCGGAUGGGAGCCUUCACGCUCGGAGUUAACCGCGUUGCAAGGGCGACUGUCCUCAGAGGGUGGGAGGCCUGAGACUGAACCUGAGCCUGAGACACUGAAUAAAGAUGAGGGCUCUCGAAUGAGACUCCAUUUCGUUUUUUCUGAUUUGGUAUUUUAAUACCGUACGUACGUAGCAUUUAAAUAACUUCAACUGCCAUUGCUGUUGCCUCCCAAUUGGCAACAUAGCAAGUAGUUAAUUUGUUGCUACUUGCCACUGGCUGAACCACCUUGAGUAACUUGUGUAAACUCAUAUAUUACAGUUUAAAAUAAUGCCUCGUCCCUCUUUCUUGUA
Messenger RNA from Pyrus x bretschneideri (Chinese white pear), 1871 nucleotides. Its product is annotated as glutamate dehydrogenase 1. The record is from RefSeq and is a predicted model, not a curated record. Gene Ontology annotation, cellular component: mitochondrion. The transcript is spliced from 10 exons. Gene Ontology annotation, molecular function: L-glutamate dehydrogenase (NAD+) activity. Gene Ontology annotation, biological process: L-glutamate catabolic process. Lineage: Eukaryota; Viridiplantae; Streptophyta; Magnoliopsida; Rosales; Rosaceae. The coding region runs from base 377 to 1612 and encodes 411 amino acids.